Alternaria postmessia is the source of this 1602-nucleotide messenger RNA. RefSeq lists its product as uncharacterized. The record is from RefSeq and is a predicted model, not a curated record. NCBI's taxonomy places the organism in Eukaryota, Fungi, Ascomycota, Dothideomycetes, Pleosporales, Pleosporaceae. Bases 1 to 1602 code for a protein of 533 amino acids. Gene Ontology annotation, molecular function: transmembrane transporter activity. Gene Ontology annotation, biological process: transmembrane transport. The transcript is spliced from 4 exons.
AUGACUUCUUUGAGAAAGGCAUUCAGCCUUUCCAAGGAGGAAGUCAGGAACGCCAGACCACCAGGGACUGCGACCCUCGUCGAGCAUCUCGAAUGGACGGCAUCGCAAACAAGUCACGAUGAGAUCCGUCUCGUCCCCCAACCAUCAGCCGACCCAGCGGAUCCUCUCAACCUUCCGAUGUGGCGCAAGAUAGCAAUCCUAGCCGUCAUGUCGAUACAUCCGUUCGUGGUGAACUUCACCAGUUCAUCCAUCUCGAGUACUUUGCCGAUCUACGCGUCAACAGGCGUGUUUGGUUUCCCACCAAAGUCGUUUUCGCAAUUGACGUACUUUAUUGCAUGCAACAUUCUGAUGCUGGGCGCAUCGAACCUGUGGUGGGUGCCGUUGGCGAACACGUUUGGCCGACGCCCAGUCAUUCUAGGCAGCUUAUUGCUUCUCGUCUUCUCCAGCAUGUGGGCUGGACUUGCUACGAGCUUCGAUAGUUUAGUGGCUGCUCGUAUCUUCAUGGGCAUUGGAGGUGCGCCGGCUGAUGCUGUGAGCCCGGAUGUUGUUGGCGAGAUCUUCUUUGUCCAUCAACGAGGACGUGCUCUAGCCAUCUACACGGUCAUGUUGACCUUGGGUUCGCUCCUAGGCGCUGUUGCUGGUGGCUACAUUGUCGCGGACAUGGGCCUAUCCUGGCUUCAUUGGAUGAACGUCCUACUCUCAGCUAUCACCUUCGUCCUCUGCUUAGUAUUCCAGGCAGAGACCCUGUACCACCGCAAAGAGAGUAUCGUCACAUUCGAUGAUCCAGACAAAGAUACUGUUGAGACCAAGGAGAGAGUCACCGUUGCUGAUGCUGCUGCGCCGUCUUCCUACCCAUCGUACUCGCACAUGAAGUCUUUGAGGCUCUUCUCGUACCACCCUGGUCUGAUGCGCAACUUGAUCGCUCCCUACAAGACGCUCAGGCUACCUGGUGUAUGGCUCGUCUCAGCUUGGUACGCCGGAUUGGUCGGACUUAUUGUUACCAUGUCAACUGUUGGUCCGCAACUCGUCGGCGCGCCACCGUAUCUCUGGGGAAAAAACGUUGGUUUGAUCAACAUCGGUGGUGUUUUUGGCGCUUUGAUCGGAUGUGUCUACACCUACCUCAUUGCCGACUUCGCAACCAAACGUCUCGCAAAGAAAGAUUCCCACGGUUUCUCCGAGCCCGAAUCUCGUCUUGUUACCGCUCUUCCCGCACUUUUCCUCGCCACAAGCGGCUCUCUCAUAUUCGGUUUCGUAGCGCAGAACCCUUCGCCUACCGGAUGGGUAGGUCUCCAAUUCGGUUUUGGUCUUGUCGCUCUUGGACUUAUGCAAGCGCCUUCUGUUGGCUUCAACUACCUUAUUGAGGCUUAUGGAGUGCUUGCCGGAGACUGCUUCGUUGCCGUCACGUUCGUUAGGGCUAUUGUGAGCUUUGCGUGGACGUUCUUUGUUGGAGAGUGGGUCACACAUAAGGGAGCUGCUGAGCCUUUUGGCAUCUUUGGGUUGUUGAUGGGCCUUUUUGGCUUGCUCACGAUUCCCAUGUUGAUCUGGGGUAAACGGUUGAGGAUUUGGACAGCGAAGUGGGUUCCUGAGGGAUCAGCUUUGUAG